This is a messenger RNA of Diuraphis noxia (Russian wheat aphid), 1650 nucleotides long. RefSeq lists its product as uncharacterized. NCBI's taxonomy places the organism in Eukaryota, Metazoa, Arthropoda, Insecta, Hemiptera, Aphididae. The record is from RefSeq and is a predicted model, not a curated record.
CCCGUUGUAUGCGCAACGUUACACAAGUAUCACGCGCAAACCUGGACACAACUUUUUCCGCCGACAGAACAUUACGAUCAGUGAGUGGUGAAACACGGCGGUUUAUAGAAUAAAUACGAUUUCGUUCCGUAUACAAUAGUAUAUAUUCCGGUGUCGUGUUUUUUUUAUUUUUUAUUUUUUUAGACCAACGUCUUACACACAAACCAUAGCCAGAAUGAAAACCGUAAUCUUGGGACUAUGCCUGUUCGGAGCUCUCUUCUGGAGCACUCAAUCUAUGCCUGUGGGUGAAGUUGCACCAGCAGUACCUGCAGUACCAUCCGAAGCAGCGCCUGAAAAGCACGUAGAAGCUAAACCAGAAACUAACGCAGCUUCGCCGGUGAGCGAUGCCAAGCCUGAAAGCGAUUCGAAACCUGUAGAUGCGGAAGUCAAACCAACUGUCAGCGAAGUUAAGGCUGAAAGCGAGCCAAAACCUUCGGGUGAACAAAAACCCGAAAGUGACGCAAAGCCUGUGGUGGCCAGCGAGACAAAACCGGAAAGCGACUCCAAACCCGCAGCUGUUGUUGAGUCUAAACCAGAAAAUGACGCGGUUGUACCAGUCGCAAAUGAUGAAGUUAAAUCAGAAAACGCCGCAGCCCCAGCGAGUGAAAGCAAACCAGCUACUGACCCCAAGGCCGAAACUGAAUCGAUUGCUGAAGCUAAGCCAGAAUCCAAACCCACCAGUGACUUGAAGGCUGAACCACAGGCAGCUAAGCCCAACAGCGAGGUGCCUGUAGCUCUACCACUCAACCCGACUGAAACACAAGACGCAAAAGCAACUCAACAAUCCAUCGAGACCAAUCAAGUUGAACAAGCAGCACCUGCGGCUGUACAAGCAGAUCCAGCUGCUGCUCCCGCUGCUGCUCCUGCUGCCACCCCAGUUGCUGCCGAAGAAGCCAAGCCCUCUGCAUCUGCUCCAUCAACUGAAAACAAAGCUGCUCAAGAACCGUCCAAGCCAGCUGAACAACAGCCUGCUAAGCCAGCGGAAGAUACUGUACCGGCUGCCAGUGAAAUUUCUGAGAUCAAGGUAUUGCCCGCAGCACCCGCAGCACCUGCAGUACCCGGAGUACCUGCAUCACCUACAGUACCUGCAGUCGCCGAUCCAGUAGCUGUACCUGAAGCUGAAAAGAACGCUGAACCCGCCAAAGAAGCAAAUUCCGCGGAACCAGCUGUUCAAUCCGAAUCUAAACCUGCUGAAGAUAUCCAAAAAUCAGGCGCUAUGGUAGCCGCAGAAAAYCCAAAGCCAGUUGAAGAACAGAAACCUGCCGAAGCCGCAAAACCUGACGAACAACCAAAAUCUGAAGCACCGAAACCGACAGAACAAAGCGCCGCGGAAGAACCAACAAAACCAGGAUCUACCAAUGACGAAAAGAAAGAACAACAUUCCGUAGACAAACGGGACUCCAACAAAGGGGACUCAAACAAAGGAAACGCCAACAAAGGAAGGAAGCCCACUGACCCUAAUGUAAAGAAAGUAGAACAAAAAAAAUCCCACUAGGUAAUCAAAAAUGACAAGACUGAAUAGCAAUAUAAACGAGCCAGCCACCAAAAGGACCAGAAUAACGUCCAGAACAAAUAAUCAACAAUGUUUGUCAUACACAUUUAAUACAAAAA